CAUUUGCAUUUGUAAUUCCUGCAUUUUCAAGAACCCAAAAAAUACCCAUUUCUCCCGACCAAAGAAGAAAAAGCUCCAAAACAUGGUGAAUUUCUUGUUGCAGUUCACAGCAGAGCUUGAAAAUCUCACCAAUCUCCAGCCUCAAGGAGGCGCAGAUAAUCCUGACUUCCCUUACUUUUUCAAGCUAAAAUGUGGUAACUGUGGAGAGUUGACCCAGAAAGAAACAUGUGUAACUCUCUCCAAGACCGUUCCUCUUCCCAAUGGGAGGGGAACUACCCAUCUUGUGCAGAAGUGCAAAUUCUGUGGGAGGGAAGCAACAGUCCUGAUGAUCCCAGGGCGAGGCCGACCACUGACUGGUGAAUUGGCUGAAUGUGAAAAACUUGUUCCAUUGAUGCAGUUCGAUUGCAGGGGCAUGGAACCGGUUGAGUUUCGUUUCGGAAAAGGAUGGGAAGCUCAAUCUGAACUCCAGACGAAGUUCACUGAAAUUGACCUAUCGGAUGGUGACUUUGUGGAGUACGAUGAGAAGGGGAAAUGCGCAGUUUCGAUAUCCAAUCUCAAGUCCUGUUUCGAUGUGGUGAAGUAAGAAGAAAGUAUUUACAAACAAGGGCAUGUGAAACAUCUCUCUCCAUUUUAGUUUAAAAACAAGGUACAUAACUACAUAUAGCAGUUGUCUUGUUAUGGAAGUUUGGCCACAGUACUGUUUACAGACAAUGAAUGAAUGGAUGGCUGCAGUUCUAAUUGAAAUUUCAAAAGGGAAGAAGUCCAGGCUCUGUAGGAAGGGCUGAUACAAGUAUGUCCUGCACAGACAAGGGAUUGAUAGCUUUCUCAGUUACAUUUUAGAUUGAAUACAAGUAAAAUACAACUUUGACUCUGUAUUAUACCUUUCUCCCUUCUUCUCU
Messenger RNA from Magnolia sinica, 899 nucleotides. RefSeq lists its product as uncharacterized. Bases 83 to 583 code for a protein of 166 amino acids. NCBI's taxonomy places the organism in Eukaryota, Viridiplantae, Streptophyta, Magnoliopsida, Magnoliales, Magnoliaceae. The record is from RefSeq and is a predicted model, not a curated record. Gene Ontology annotation, molecular function: zinc ion binding. The transcript has 4 exons.